AUGCUCAUCAUCGGCGCAGGCCCUGCUGGGGCUUCACUGGCGUGUUUCCUCGCAUCAUACGGGCUGAAGGGAAUCAUGAUCAGCGCAAGUCCCGGGACCGCAGAUACUCCGCGGGCUCACAUUACGAACAUGGCCGCUCUGGAAUGUCUCCGAGAUAUCGGCUUGGACAAGGAACUUCAAGCGAUUGCGACGCAAGGUCAUUGCAUGCAACACACGCGUUGGUGUUACAGCAUGGCUGGCGAAGAGUUUGCGCGUAUUCCUUCAUGGGGGAGCGAUCCCAGAAGAAAGGGUGACUACGAACUCGCGAGUCCUUGUGACCCCGUCGACAUACCGCAAACCGCAUUAGAGCCAAUAUUGGUUCGACAUGCAGCCCAACAUGGCUUCAUUCAAGGAAUCCUCCCCGAAGGGCGGUACCUAGCCACCGUCUGGGACAUGGUCUCCAAAACCCACUACACCAUCCGGACAAAAUACAUCUUUGGCGCAGACGGCGCCCGAAGUCUCGUCGCAAAGACCCUCCAACUACCUCUAGUAGCAAAACCGGGAGGUGGCCUGGCCAUCAACGUCCUGGUCAAAGCCGACCUCUCUCAUCUGAUGGACCAUCGGAAGGGCAAUCUGCAUUGGUUAAUGCAGCCCGGUGUCGAUCACCCCAGCUUCGGCUGGAUGGGUAUCGCGAGGAUGGUGAAGCCGUGGUUUGAGUGGAUGUUCAUUCUGUUCCCGACCAAGGAGUUUGAUGCGUCGGCUGAAGUCACGGAAGAGGCGUACAAGCAACGCGUUAAAGAGUUCAUCGGUGACGACACCGAAGUCGAGGUUCUCUCCGUCUCAAAGUGGUUCGUCAACGACAUUGUUGCCGAGAGAUACUCGGACGGGAACGUAUUCUGCCUCGGUGACGCAGUCCACCGCCACCCCCCAAUGAACGGCCUCGGCUCAAACACCUGCAUCCAAGACGCCUUCAAUCUAGCCUGGAAAAUCGCCCACGUCGAAAAGGGCUCCGCCAGCACCGCCCUUCUCGACACCUACAGCGUCGAGCGGCAGCCCGUAGGUCUCGGGAUCGUGGCCCGCGCCAACGAGGCCUUCCGGGACCACUACGCCGUGUGGGAGUCCUUAGGCAUGCUGGAGAAGACGGCAGAGGGACGGAGUGCAAUCUUUGAGCAGCUCUCGCACACGACGAGCGAGGGCCGGGAAAAGCGCCGCGCGUUCCGUGAGGCUAUUGGCCGGACAGCUCAUGAGUUUCAUGGUCUUGGUGUGGAGAUGAACCAGCUUUAUUCCGGGCCGGCGAUCUAUGCUGAGGAUGAAGAUGGGCCGUAUGUGCCUUCGCCGCAGGAAGCUGAGGAUCCUGUUGCGUAUUACGGUCCUGGCACGUACCCGGGCCGCCGAGUACCUCAUGUUUGGUUGAACAGGGCGGUUCCGAAGGAGCCUGUGUCGACUAUUGACCUGACUGGCAAGGGUGGCUUUGCCAUCUUCACAGGCCCAGGCGGAGGUCUUUGGCGCGAGGCGGCUGCUGCGGUUGCGGCGAAGCUGGGUUGCGAGAUCAGGGUCCAUUCUAUUGGUUUCCGCCAGGACUGGGAGGAUGUUUACUAUGAGUGGGAGCGCCUUCGAGGGGUUGAGGAGUCAGGUAUUGUCCUCGUUCGGCCGGACCGCUUUGUGGCGUGGAGGCAGAGCGAGGUAUCCACUGACUUGGGGACGUGUGUUCAGAAGCUUCUGCAGGUGACGAAGACCGUUUUGCUCCACAUCGGGGCACCACCCGACUUACGCGCGCUCCACGUCCCAAUAGGAGACCUGGGCGCCGUUCUGCUCCCUCUGGUCUUGGCUACUUGCAGAUUUUCACUCUGCCACGCCUUGGCUGUCUACUUUCUUGCCAAAGCCUAUCUCACAAUGAAUAUAGUGUAGGAGAGCGAAAGGGAUGAAGGAGAGAUAGAAAAGGGACCGGAAGCUACUCAAUUCUCACUGUGGCCAUAAAAUGUCCCAUUCUCUUUCGUAGUUUUCACGGCCGCUGUCUUUGCGGCAAUUCUUACGAGCAUUGUGGCUAUUUGGGACUUAGAAAGCCGAUCGUGAUCACUGCUACAUUUUACUUUCACGAAAUCGGGUUCCUUUUAUAUGUGUGUGCUCCCUGAAGUACUGAUACAUCACAUGAAGAUAAGUGAC
Molecule: messenger RNA, 2142 nt
Organism: Colletotrichum godetiae
Lineage: Eukaryota; Fungi; Ascomycota; Sordariomycetes; Glomerellales; Glomerellaceae
Product: FAD binding domain-containing protein
Exons: 7
Coding region: 1-1887 (628 amino acids)
Molecular function (GO): oxidoreductase activity; FAD binding
Source: RefSeq, a predicted model, not a curated record